Molecule: messenger RNA, 189 nt
Organism: Pochonia chlamydosporia 170
Lineage: Eukaryota; Fungi; Ascomycota; Sordariomycetes; Hypocreales; Clavicipitaceae
Exons: 1
Coding region: 1-189 (62 amino acids)
Source: RefSeq, a predicted model, not a curated record
AUGAGAGACCGAGAAACCCAAAACCCCCACAGCUGCUGGUCCCCCGGACUGGCGCCAGAAUCGCCAGCGGCCUGGAUCGGCAAGAUUCCUCCAUGCGCACCUCCAAGCCUAGCGAUAAGUCGCCUCGAUGUGAUACCCGGACUACUGGCGUUACAUCCUCUAGCAAAGGAGGAGAGAACUUCGUAUUGA